Messenger RNA from Oncorhynchus nerka (sockeye salmon), 1394 nucleotides. Its product is annotated as kinesin-like protein KIF16B. Gene Ontology annotation, molecular function: ATP binding; microtubule binding; microtubule motor activity. The transcript is spliced from 7 exons. The record is from RefSeq and is a predicted model, not a curated record. Bases 531 to 1394 code for a protein of 287 amino acids. NCBI's taxonomy places the organism in Eukaryota, Metazoa, Chordata, Actinopteri, Salmoniformes, Salmonidae. Gene Ontology annotation, biological process: microtubule-based movement.
ACGCCCCCAAUGCAUAUGGGUCAGGUACGUUUCUCAAUGUCCAUUUAAAAAAUAAAAAAAAUUAUACCGUUCAAAUGUCCAGUGCCAGACAUGAUACACACACGCACGUGCCACACCACAUGCCUGAUGCCAACCAUGACACAACAAUUUACUCAAUUUUAGACUCAGGAAGGCUAUUAAUAAGUUAACACCAAUUAGACUCUGGAUAAGGAUUCAUUUUUUAAAAUCAGUCUGCUGCACAAGUGGUAGCUACAUGUACUUAUGAUUCCAUUUCUAUCUGCCCAGUUUUGUGGCAUAUUCUUACAUGCUUUUGUAGUUGGCUAUGGAGAGGAUGUUUUUGUGUAAUUUUCUAUUUCAGUGUUGUGUGUGUCUCUACAUGGAGGAGGAGUUGGAGGGGUUACCAAGAGGAAAAAGCAGCUUUUGUCCCCCUAUAAAGACUUUGUCCUAACUCCUCUUUCUGUCUGCGUGUGUCCUCCUAGCUGAUAUAAUUGGAGCAUUAGGGAGUAAGUGAAGCCUCUCAGUCCCAGACCAUGGGAAGAGGAGGAAGCAGCUGUUUAUCCCCUACAGAGACUGUUCUGACCAGGCUUUUUCUGUCUCCCGCUCUGUGUGUCUGUAUGGCUGGAGGAGGAGAUGGAGGGAGCUCCCACAAGGGAAAAGGGAAGAAGCAGCUCUUCAUCCCCUACAGAGACUGUUCUGACCAGGCUUUUUCUCUGUCUCCCGCUCUGUGUGUCUGUAUGGCUGGAGGAGGAGAUGGAGGGAGCUCCCACAAGGGAAAAGGGAAGAAGCAGCUCUUCAUCCCCUACAGAGAUUCUGUUCUGACCUGGCUCCUGAAAGACAGUCUGGGAGGAAACUCCAAGACCAUCAUGAUAGCAACUCUUUCACCCGCUGACGUGAACUACAGUGAGACACUGAGCACGCUGCAUUAUGCUAACAGAGCUAAGAACAUCUUCAACAAGCCCACAGUCAAUGAGGACAGCAGUGUUACAGUCAUCAGAAAACUGCAGGAGGAGAUUGUCAGACUGAAACGUCUAGUGGAGAAGAACAACCAGGCUUGCCUUUCUCCUCAGGAUCUCUCCAAGACACUGAAGGUGGAGGAGAAACUUCACAAGAAUGAGAUCAAAGUGUUAGAACUGACCAGGGAGUGGACCAACAAGUGGGGGGAGACCCAGAACAUUCUCAAGGAGGAGACUGUAGCUCUGAGGAAGCAGGGUAUAGGCGUGGUCAUGGACUCCAAACUACCUCACUUAAUCGGCAUCGAUGAUGAUCUUCUCAGCACUGGCAUCAUUCUCUAUCAUUUAAAAGAGGGCAGGACGCUGGUGGGUCGAGACGAGGCUUCAUCCAAUCCGGAUAUUGUGCUCCAUGGUAUUGGUCUGCAGGAGGAACACAGUUUUUGA